Molecule: messenger RNA, 1524 nt
Organism: Schizosaccharomyces japonicus yFS275
Lineage: Eukaryota; Fungi; Ascomycota; Schizosaccharomycetes; Schizosaccharomycetales; Schizosaccharomycetaceae
Product: bystin family U3 and U14 snoRNA associated protein
Exons: 1
Coding region: 69-1445 (458 amino acids)
Source: RefSeq, a predicted model, not a curated record
CCUGCUCGGGCACUCCAGGAAGGAAACCAGCAAAAUUUCGACGCACCCUCUACCUCGAUAACUGUAAGAUGCCUAAAGCUCCUAAGGUGAGAUUGAGCCAUGUGCCUUUGCACCAGGACAUUGAAAAGAGCCGCGAGGAAGGCAUUUUGCGAACAAAAACCUCAAAACCUCAAAAGUCCGGAAAAAAGAAGGCAAAUGCUGAGUUUCUAGACGCGAAAUCGUCAAAGAAAAUUCUUCGUCUUGCUAGAGAACAAGCAGAGGAGAUUGAACAGGAAGAAAACGCCGAAGGAAACGCGAAAAAUGAGGGCAAUUCGUUGAAAAUUACAUCUUUGAAAGCUUCCAGCAAGCCUGAAGCUGCUUCAGUUUCGCUUUCCGCCAGAGACAGUCUGUCAAAUCCUCAAAUCGAAGACGAGGACGACGACAGUGAUGAUGCUAAUUACGGCUCGGAUAAUGAAUUUGUUGCUGGAGAGGAGGAGGAUGAGUACGAAGAGUUCGAAAUCGAUGAAGGUGACAAGGCUCUGUUUGACAAGUUUCUCCCAGAAACAGAACAAAAACCCACCAACUUGUCGAAUCUUAUUAUGCAGAAGAUUCAAGAGGCAGAGGCGAGAGCUCGCGGUGAGUUGCCCGUGGAAGAAGAAGAAGAAUCGGGAUUGCCUCCGCUCCCUCCUAAGGUUAUCGAGGUUUAUAGCAAGGUAGGCUUGCUGUUGUCUAGAUACCGUUCAGGCAAAAUCCCUAAAGCGUUCAAAAUUAUUCCUAACUUAUCGAACUGGGAAGAUAUUCUCUAUCUUACAAGACCAGACACAUGGACUCCUCACGCCGUGUAUCAAGCCACACGUAUUUUCGUCUCCAAUUUGAAGCCUCUCCAGGCCCAGCGGUUUUUGACAACUGUUUUGCUUGAACGUGUCCGUGAGGAUAUUCGUGACGGAGGAAAACUUAACUAUCACUUGUACAUGGCUUUAAAGAAGGGCCUUUAUAAACCCGCAGCUUGGUUUAAGGGAUUCCUGUUUCCUCUCCUCCAGGAGGGUUGCACCUUACGUGAAGCCGCUAUCGUCGGCAGUGUUCUCACUAAAGUUUCAGUCCCUGUACUGCAUUCUGCUGCUGCUUUGCUUCGUUUGACAGAGUUUGAAAUGAGUGGAGCACAGUCGUUAUUUAUCCGCAUCUUAUUGGACAAAAAGUACGCUCUGCCGUACAAGGUAGUGGACGCACUUGUUUUCUAUUUCCUUCGUUGGAAGUCUAUUGAUCGUCCUCUUGCUGUUCUUGAACAUCAAUCGUUGCUUGUAUUCGCUCAACGAUACAAGCAUGAUAUCACGCCUGAGCAAAAAGAUGCAUUGCUCGAGGUUGUCAUUGCUAAGGGUCAUUACUCCAUUGGUCCGGAGAUUCGCCGUGAACUCGCAAACAGCACGAGCCGUGGUGAAGAAAUUCCGGAUGAAGAAAUGCAGUUGUAGAUUGGGCUAAUAAAUUUUUGGUUAAUUCGGGAGGUUAUUCUCAGUUGGCGGGGGAGGACGUGACGGAAGGCGAAUUAUG